ACCUGUGGAGCUCGGCGCGCGGUGAAGAGCCGGAGCGGGAACCCGAGCAAGAUGCCGCCUGUGAUCUGCCCCAACAGCCCUGGGACAACGACCAUCGAUUCACUGGAGAAUGCGGGCAGACUGAUCGACAAACACCUGUUGGAUGAUCGUCUCUACCCGGAUCUGGCCGAGCUGCUCAAUGUCCCCAGUUUCAACAAUCCAUCUGUGUCUGGGAUGGCUGACAUGGAUUAUCCUCUCCAAGGACCUGGACUGCUGUCGCUCCCCAGCCUCCCAGAAAUCAGCCCUAUUCGGAGAGUCCCCCUGCCCCCAGAAUUGGUGGAACAGUUUGGACAUAUGCAAUGCAAUUGUAUGAUGGGGGUUUUCCCUGAAAUUGGCAAGGCCUGGCUCACUAUUGAUAGUGACAUCUUCAUGUGGAAUUAUGAGGAUGGGGGUGAUUUAGCUUAUUUUGAUGGACUGAGUGAAACGAUUCUUUCGGUGGGACUAGUAAAACCCAAAAGAGGCAUAUUCCAGCCUCACAUCCGCCAGCUACUUGUACUGACCACUCCUGUUGACAUUGUGAUUCUUGGCGUCAGCUUCACCAAUUCUCAGACAGGGCUGGGAAUCCUAAGUGACAACAUAUGUGGAGGGAUGCAACUCCUGCCAGAUCCUCUAUACUCCAUUCCCACAGACAAUACCUAUCUGCUGGCAAUCACUGCCACAGAUACUGGCCGUAUAUUCCUGGCUGGAAAAGAUGGUUGUCUGUAUGAGGUUGCCUAUCAGGCUGAGGCUGGCUGGUUUAGCCAGCGAUGUAGGAAGAUAAAUCACUCAAAGAGUUCUCUUUCCUUCCUUGUUCCCUCAUUUCUGCAGUUCACCUUCUCUGAAGAUGAUCCAAUUGUUCAGAUUGCCAUUGACAACUCGAGGAGCAUCUUGUACACACGCUCAGAAAAGGGUGUGCUACAGGUGUAUGACUUGGGUACUGAUGGCCAGGGAAUGGGCAGAGUGGCUUCCUUAUCCCAGAAUUCCAUAGUCGCUGCAGCAGGUAACAUAGCCCGAACCAUAGAUCGAGCUGUGUUCAAACCGAUUGUUCACAUAGCAGUUAUUGAGAGCUCAGAGUCCGUGGAUUGCCACCUGCUUGCUGUGACACAUGCAGGUGUUCGACUGUAUUUCAGCACUAUGCCCUUCAAGCACCCAGGUGUACGGCCCAGUGUGCUGGUGCUUGUACAUGUCCGUCUGCCUCCAGGAUUUUCUGCCUCAGCUACCCCUCAGAGGCCCUCCAAAGUUCACAAAGCUCUUUACACCAAAGGUAUUCUGCUGCUGGCUGCCUCUGAGAAUGAUGACAAUGAUGUCCUCUGGUGUAUUAAUCAUGACUCCUUUCCAUUCCAGAGACCCCUUAUGGAAGUACAGAUGACAGCAAACAUUGAUGGUCACUCAUGGGCUCUGUCUUCCAUUGACCACUCCCAGCUUCAAAAGAUCGUUACUCCACUCAACAAAGAUCGUGUCCCCCUCACCGACCCACCAGUUGUAAUAGUCCAGCAUUUGGCACCUCCCAAAAGAUUUAUCCUGCUCACAGCACAGGGCAGCCAUUUUUUCCAGAAACUACGUCCUGUGGACCAACUGCGUCAUCUCCUUGUAAGCAACGCAGGUGGAGAGGGCGAGGAUAUUGAGCGAUUCUUCAAACUCCAUCGGGAGGAACAGGCAUGUGCUUCAUGUCUCAUUCUUGCCUGUUCAACAGCAGCAAAUGAUCGGGAAGUCUCAGCCUGGGCAACUCGUGCUUUUUUCAGGUAUGGUGGAGAAGCACAAAUGCGGUUUCCUGCAGCCAUUCAGCAGCCAGUGAACGUGGGGCCCACCUUCAGCACUCCACACCCAGUGCCCUUGAUGCCUUAUGGUAGCCCCUUCUCCAGUCCCAGUAUGUCGGCUAUUCCAGUCUCAGGUUUGAAGCCUGUUGGCAUGUCAACGCCUCUGUUCUCCCCUGGAAGUCCUGGAGUGUAUGGCGGGGCCCCUCUGCCUCCAGUCACGACAAUGUCUGGACCAGAGGUGGUCUUUUCUGGAAAGCAUAACGGCAUCUGCAUCUAUUUUACCAGGAUCCUGGGGAAUAUCUGGGACAGCAGUAUAGCAGUGGAAGAGACUGUCCCUCAUUUAAGGCAACAGACAGUACUGUUUGAGAGCAGUGUUGCUGCAAAAUGUCUGGCGAGCAUUCUGCUUGAACUCAAUGGAUUGCGGGAAUUCCUUGAUAGAAACUCCCAGUUUGGAUCUGGAACUCUGGGAAAUGCAAGUUUUAGUGCUUCCAAUGUACCACAGCGGCUGCUGGGUUUCAUACGUCCUGAUGGAGGUUCACAGCAAGUUCAACAGGAGUUACAAAGGAAAUACCACACCGAAGCACAGGCUUAUGAGAAGCUGUCACUGCAGGGUAUACAGCAGCUGAUCCAUUACACCUGUCAGACUCUAACUCUUUGGAAGAUGCUCUGCGAUCACCAGUUUGGCGUAAUCAUUGCAGAUUUACAGAAGGAGCUCCAGGAACAGUUGAAAUCAACUCCAUUCCGGGACUUGGUUAUCCGAGGGAAGGAGUUAUGUGGGGCACUCAUUACUUCACUCAUUAACCGAUACAUUGGGGACAAUGCCUCGGUAGAUGCCAUCAGUAAACACCUGAGGGACACUUGCCCCCUGCUCUACAGCAACGACGAUGCAGUCUGUUCCAAGGCAAAUGAGCUGUUGCAGAGUGCACGACAGGUUCAGAACAAAGCAGAGAAAGAGAAAGCAUUAAGAGAGUCACUGUGCCUGUAUCAGGAGAUCGGGCACCAAGUUGACCUUCCCAGUGUCUGUGCACAGUUCAGACAAGUGCGUUGCUAUGAGGCUGUGGCUGAGUUGAGCCUCUCUGCUGCUGAUAAGAAGGAUCCACAGGGACUGGGUCUUCAUUAUUAUAAGAAUGGAGAGCCAGAGGAGGAUCCAGUGGGACAGCAAGCCUUCCAGGAGAGGCUGAACUGUUAUAAAUGUAUCUCGGACACACUGCAAGAACUGGUGAACCAGAGUAAAGCUGCUCCACAGUCUCCCAGUGUCCCCAAGCUCCCAGGUCCUCCAGUCCUGUCAUCUGACCCCAACAUGUUGAGUAAUGAAGAGGCAACACAGCAUUUUGAGCAAAUGUUGAAGCUUGCUCAGAGGUCAACAGACGAACUGUUCAACAUCGCUUUAUUUAAUUGGCUGAUCCAGGCUGACCUGAUGGACAAGCUGCUGGAGGUUAAUUCUCCAUUUCUUGAGCCAUAUUUGGUCCGAAUGGCAAAGCAAGAUCAGAACAAAGUUCGUUACAUGGACUUGCUUUGGAGAUAUUAUGAGAAGAACCGCAAUUUCAGCAAUGCUGCAAGAAUUCUAGCUCGCCUUGCAGACAUGCACAGCACCGAGAUCUCACUACAGCAAAGGAUUGAGUACAUAUCCCGGGCCAUUCUCAGUGCAAAAAGCUCCACUGCAACAUCGUCACAGGCUGCUGAUGGCGAGUUUUUACACGAGCUCGAGGAGAAAAUGGAGGUAGCCAGGAUCCAGCUGCAGAUUCAGGACACUUUAACACGCAAUUAUUCUCAACAUCCUUCUGUGCAGGAAGCAAUCUCGCAACUUGAUGUGGAGCUCAUGGAUAUCACCAAGUUGUAUGGAGAGUUUGCUGACCAUUUCCGUCUCUCGGAGUGUAAGCUGGCUAUCAUCCAUUGUGCAGGUCACUCAGACACCAUCCUUGUGCAAACCCUUUGGCAAGAAAUAAUUGAGAAAGAAUUGGCUGACAGCAGAUUGAUGAGUUGCAUGGAUCGGAUGCAAACCCUGAGUAUGAAGCUUGUGUCUUUGGGGAAACUUUAUGCAGGGACUCCUCGCUAUUUUCCAUUGGAGUUUUUGGUUCAGUACCUGGAACAGCAGUCCUGCGUGCUCAACUGGGACACUGGUUUUGUCACCUUCACCAUGCAAGAGAUUGGAAUAACUUUACCCAGACUGCUUCAGGUGUAUAAUCAGCUCUUCAAAACACGGGAUCCUUACUGGCAGCGGGUCAAAAAGCCUCUUCAUUUGCUCGAGUGCAUUCAUGUCCUUCUCAGUGCCUAUGUGCAGGAACCCAAUAAAGUUCCAGCCCAUGAGAGACGGCAAUUCACCAAUAGUUGCUUGGAUGCAGUCGGCCGGUUCCUUGUUGAACUUCAGUCUAUGAGCCCAACCAGUACCUUACAGGCAACAAUUGGAAAUUUCAAAUCAUUGCAGGCUAAACUGGACCGCCUCCAUUGAUCCUUUCCCUUCACAUACAUACAUAUGUCCCCAUACAAUUAUAUUUCAGUUUGCUGUGCUUAUUCCUUAGGUCCUCACUGUCAUCUAAUACGUGUUUUGCCUUCAAAUUAAUUUCUGUUUCCCUUCUAGAAGUUGAAGUGUUCAGUCUGAACAUGUUGAUCACAGUCAGCUGGACUCUGAUAUUGAGCAGUUUAUCUGGAAUAACACAGCUUAAUUACAGGGACUUAAUGAGCCCUCCUGUUUCAGGGCUAUUAUUGAGAAUUCCUUGCAAAGAAGAAAUUCACCUUGUUACAUAAAACCAACCUUGUUGCAUUUAAGAUACUGCACCAGGGAGAAUGUCCUUUUCAAUACACUUGUUUUUAUGUAUUUGAUACACAAAUUAUUUCAUUAUUUUAAUGUAAAGUACUUUGCAGAUGAGAAACUGAAUAAAGGUAUAAUUGGAUUA
Hemiscyllium ocellatum (epaulette shark) is the source of this 4669-nucleotide messenger RNA. RefSeq names its product nucleoporin 155 (gene nup155). The transcript is spliced from 36 exons. Gene Ontology annotation, cellular component: nuclear pore inner ring; nuclear pore. The coding region runs from base 52 to 4224 and encodes 1390 amino acids. Lineage: Eukaryota; Metazoa; Chordata; Chondrichthyes; Orectolobiformes; Hemiscylliidae. Gene Ontology annotation, molecular function: structural constituent of nuclear pore. Gene Ontology annotation, biological process: RNA export from nucleus; protein import into nucleus; transcription-dependent tethering of RNA polymerase II gene DNA at nuclear periphery. The record is from RefSeq and is a predicted model, not a curated record.